Messenger RNA from Acanthisitta chloris (rifleman), 1487 nucleotides. RefSeq names its product core-binding factor, runt domain, alpha subunit 2; translocated to, 2 (gene CBFA2T2). NCBI's taxonomy places the organism in Eukaryota, Metazoa, Chordata, Aves, Passeriformes, Acanthisittidae. The transcript has 10 exons. Gene Ontology annotation, biological process: DNA-templated transcription; negative regulation of DNA-templated transcription. Gene Ontology annotation, molecular function: transcription corepressor activity. The record is from RefSeq and is a predicted model, not a curated record. The annotation marks the transcript as partial. Gene Ontology annotation, cellular component: nucleus.
GUGAGAAGAGGGUGCCAGUGAUGCCUGGAUCGCCCGUGGAAGUGAAGAUACAGUCCAGGUCCUCUCCUCCCAACAUGCCACCGCUGCCCCCCGUGAACCCUGGUGGUCCCCGACCGGUGUCCUUCACUCCAACUGCACUGCCUAAUGGAAUAAACCAUUCCCCCCCAACGCUGAAUGGGGCUCCAUCCCCACCCCAGAGGUUUAGCAAUGGUCCUUCCUCCUCCUCCUCCUCCUCCCUGACAAACCAGCAGCUCCCAGCCACGUGUGGUGCCCGGCAGCUCAGCAAGCUGAAGCGCUUCCUCACCACCCUGCAGCAGUUUGGCAACGACAUCUCACCGGAGAUCGGGGAGAAGGUUCGGACCCUCGUCCUGGCCUUGGUGAACUCAACGGUGACAAUCGAGGAAUUUCACUGCAAGCUGCAAGAGGCAACGAACUUCCCCCUCCGGCCAUUUGUGAUCCCCUUUCUCAAGGCCAACCUCCCCCUGCUGCAGCGGGAGCUGCUGCACUGUGCCCGCGCUGCCAAGCAGACACCCUCGCAGUACCUGGCACAGCACGAACACAUCCUGCUCAACACCAACACCACGUCCCCUGCUGACUCCUCUGAGCUGCUCAUCGAGGUGAAUGGCAAUGGGAAGAGGCACAGUCCAGACAGAAGGGACGACAGCAGCUUUGAGAGGGAGUCGCUGCCGACAGAACCUCCAGCCAAGAGGGUGUGCACCAUCAGCCCUGCGCCCCGGCACAGCCCUGCCCUCACCAUCCCCCUGAUGAACCCCAGUGGGCAGUUCCACCCCACCCCACCGCCCCUCCAGCACUACACCUUGGAAGAUAUUGCCACCUCCCACCUCUACAGGGACCCCAGCAAGAUGUUGGAGCACAGAGAGAUUCGGGACAGGCAUGGUGGCCUUGGUUUGAACGGAGGGUACCAGGACGAGCUGGUGGAUCAUCGCUUAACGGAGAGGGAGUGGGCUGAUGAGUGGAAGCAUCUCGAUCACGCACUGAACUGCAUCAUGGAGAUGGUGGAGAAGACUCGCCGGUCCAUGGCUGUGCUGCGGCGCUGCCAGGAGGCUGAUCGAGAGGAGCUCAACUACUGGAAGCGGCGAUGCAGCGAGGCCGAGCCGCGCAAGGCAGGGGAGCUGCUCUCCCGCCAGCACAGCCCCAGCAGCUCCGACUCCGUGGGCAGCGAUUCCCUGCGGGAGUUCAGCAGCAGGUCAGGAACAGGCUACGUCACCGAGGAGAUUUGGAAAAAAGCUGAAGAAGCUGUGAACGAGGUGAAGCGCCAGGCCAUGUCAGAGGUGCAGAAGGCAGUGGCAGAGGCGGAGCAGAAGGCGUUUGAGAUGAUCGCGUCCGAGAGGGCGCGCAUGGAGCAAACCAUCGCCGACGCCAAGCGCCAGGCCACCGAGGAUGCCUUCCUAGUCAUAAACGAACAGGAGGAGUCCACGGAGAGCUGCUGGAACUGCGGUCGCAAAGCCAGCGAGACCUGCAGCGGC